AUGGGGUCGGGGCCUGGCUGGGGCGUGCGCCCGCCAGGCAGGUCACCUGGGGAGCCGGGGGUCAAGGUCGGGGCGAGCCGGACUCGGGCGGGGCCGGGCUAUGGGCGGGGCCGGGCUCCGGGGGCGGGGGCGGGGCCGGGCCAGCGCGGGCUGCGGCGCCGGAACGCAGGGGCAGCAGUGAGCGCCCGGCAGUGUCAGCGCCACCAUGGGGCAGAUCGAGUGGGCCAUGUGGGCCAACGAGCAGGCGCUGGCGUCCGGCCUGAGGGACAGAAGUAUAUGACCGCUGUGGUGAAGCUGUUUGGGCCACUCACCAGGAAUUACUACAUCCGGGCCAUCCUGCACCUCCUGCUGGCGGUGCCCGCGGGCUUCCUGCUUGCCACCAUCCUGGGGACUGCCUGCUUGGCCAUUGCGAGCGGCAUCUACCUGCUGGCGGCCGUCCAUGGUGAGCAGUGGACCCCCAUCGAGCACAAGCGCCAGGAGCGGCCACAGGUCGGAGGCACGAUCAAGCAGCCACCCAGCAAUCCCCCGCCGCGGCCCCCGGCUGAGGCCCGCAAGAAACCCAGCGAGGAAGUGGCAGCAGCGGGCUCCCUGGGUGGUCCCCAGUCCAACCCCAUCCCGGUGACUGAUGAGGUCGUAUGACCAUCGCUGGACCGGUCGGCCUUGGCUCUGACCCACACUCCCCUGCACGGCCACCACCGGGCGGCCACACUUGAAACAAUAAACACAGAGAAUGCCCUGUG
This is a messenger RNA of Galeopterus variegatus (Sunda flying lemur), 740 nucleotides long. Its product is annotated as cytochrome b-245 light chain. The transcript is spliced from 5 exons. The coding region runs from base 1 to 639 and encodes 212 amino acids. NCBI's taxonomy places the organism in Eukaryota, Metazoa, Chordata, Mammalia, Dermoptera, Cynocephalidae. Gene Ontology annotation, molecular function: heme binding. The record is from RefSeq and is a predicted model, not a curated record. Gene Ontology annotation, biological process: superoxide anion generation. Gene Ontology annotation, cellular component: NADPH oxidase complex.